This is a messenger RNA of Dipodomys ordii (Ord's kangaroo rat), 2340 nucleotides long. RefSeq names its product X-prolyl aminopeptidase (aminopeptidase P) 1, soluble (gene Xpnpep1). NCBI's taxonomy places the organism in Eukaryota, Metazoa, Chordata, Mammalia, Rodentia, Heteromyidae. Gene Ontology annotation, molecular function: metalloaminopeptidase activity. The coding region runs from base 65 to 1942 and encodes 625 amino acids. The transcript has 19 exons. The record is from RefSeq and is a predicted model, not a curated record.
UUUUCCCGGGGCUGAUCAGCUGGUCUGCGCUGCCCUGACGUGGGCCGGCGCACGUCACCGCCGAAUGGCAGCCUCCAGAAAGCCACCGCGAGUGAGGGCGAAUCACCAAGAUUUUCAGCUGCAAAAUUUAAGAAUAAUUGAAUCUAACGAGGUGACAUCAUCAGGAGACACAGGUGUGGAAACAGAUAACAGAAUGGCUCCAAAGGUGACUUCGGAGCUGCUUCGGCAGCUGAGACAAGCCAUGAGGAACUGCGAGUAUGUGGCAGAACCCAUCCAGGCCUAUAUCAUCCCGUCGGGAGAUGCCCACCAGAGUGAGUACAUUGCUCCCUGUGACUGUCGGCGGGCCUUUGUUUCUGGAUUCGAUGGAUCUGCGGGAACGGCCAUCAUUACAGAAGAGCACGCAGCCAUGUGGACGGAUGGGCGCUACUUUCUCCAGGCUGCCAAACAAAUGGAUAGCAACUGGACACUUAUGAAGAUGGGUCUGAAGGAUACACCAACUCAGGAAGACUGGCUGGUGAGUGUGCUUCCUGAAGGAUCCAGGGUGGGUGUAGACCCACUGAUCAUCCCUACAGAUUACUGGAAGAAGAUGGCCAAAGUGCUGCGAAGUGCUGGCCACCACCUGGUUCCUGUGAAGGAGAACCUUGUUGACAAAAUCUGGAUGGACCGUCCUGAGCGGCCCUGCAGGCCCCUCCUCACGCUGGGCCUGGACUACACAGGUAUCUCCUGGAAGGAGAAGGUGGCAGACCUCCGGUUGAAAAUGGCGGAGAGGAACAUUGUGUGGUUUGUAGUCACUGCCCUGGAUGAGAUUGCAUGGUUGUUCAAUCUCCGAGGAUCAGAUGUGGAGCACAACCCAGUAUUUUUCUCCUAUGCCAUCAUAGGACUAGAGACAAUCAUGCUCUUCAUUGAUGGGGACCGCAUCGAUGCCCCUGGUGUGAAGGAGCACUUGCUUCUUGACUUGGGUCUGGAGGCUGAAUACAAAAUCCAAGUGCUUCCUUACAAGUCCAUCCUGAGUCAGCUCAAGACCCUGUGUGCUGACCUGUCUCCGAGGGAGAAGGUGUGGGUCAGCGACAAGGCCAGUUAUGCUGUGAGCGAGGCCAUCCCCAAGGAUCAUCGCUGUUGUAUGCCUUACACCCCCAUCUGCAUUGCCAAAGCCGUGAAGAAUGCAGCCGAGGCAGAAGGCAUGAGGCGGGCUCAUAUUAAAGAUGCUGUUGCCCUCUGUGAACUCUUUAACUGGUUGGAGAAAGAGAUUCACUUUGUUAGGCCAGUCCCUGAGACGAAUAGGACGUUGUCCCUGGAUGAGGUGUACCUCAUCGACUCCGGCGCGCAGUACAAGGAUGGAACCACAGAUGUGACCCGGACCAUGCAUUUUGGGAUGCCUACAGCCUAUGAGAAGGAAUGCUUCACAUAUGUUCUGAAGGGCCACAUAGCUGUAAGUGCAGCCAUUUUCCCGACUGGUACCAAAGGCCACCUCCUAGACUCCUUUGCGCGUUCAGCUUUGUGGGAUUCUGGUCUGGAUUACCUGCACGGAACGGGACAUGGUGUUGGAUCUUUUCUGAAUGUUCAUGAGGGUCCCUGUGGCAUCAGUUAUAAAACCUUCUCUGAUGAGCCCUUGGAGGCAGGCAUGAUCGUCACUGAUGAGCCAGGAUAUUACGAAGAUGGGGCUUUUGGAAUCCGCAUUGAGAAUGUUGUUCUGGUGGUUCCUAUGAAGACCAAAUAUAACUUCAAUAACCGGGGAAGCCUGACCUUUGAACCUCUAACUUUGGUUCCGAUCCAGACCAAAAUGAUAGAUGUGGAUUCUCUUACGGACAAAGAGCUCGACUGGCUCAACAAUUACCACCAGACCUGUAGGGAUGUGAUUGGCAAGGAACUGCAGAAACAGGGACGCCAGGAAGCUCUCGAGUGGCUCAUUAGAGAGACACAGCCCAUCUCCAAACAGCAUUGAUCUUCCCUGGUCUUGCUUUUAUAAAAUGCUCUGCGGAAAGGAAGAAACAGGAGGAUCUCCAACGUCUUCCUCCUGUCCUCUUCUUCCCUAACUCCCCUUUUUACUUUUAGACUCUAAGAAGAGCGGAAAAAUCUUCUUAUUCUCUUUGAUAUUUUCUUGCAAACAGUCUUUUAUGGUUUUUUUAAUUGUCAAGAAUGAGCCAGGAAUUAAAUUGCUACACCAGGAGGGUUCCCACAAAGCUGGAGACUUGAGGAGGAGACACCCAAGCUCUCUGGCCAGCGAUGGUGAACCAGCGAGUGCUCCAUGACAGUCACGUUCCAGGUGCUAGUACAUCACUCAUGAUCAGCUCGAUGUUCAUGAGCCUAUUUAUGAUCAAUGAAUAAAGUGUUGCAACGCUG